AUGGCCGCCAGUGCCGCCGUUGCACUAGCACUCGGUCCAUCGCCCGGACUAGAGCCUGCCGAGAACUGGGACGACGAUUUCGAAUUCGGUGGCGGGGGCCGAGGCGAAAGCGUUGGGACAGGAGGCGGAGGGGGUAGCGGGCGAAGACGAAAUAGCAAGAGCGCAGGGGUGGGUCGGGGAAGUGGAGGGUACGCUUCGAGCGGGAUGGGCCCGGGCACAGAGUCGGUUGGCCAUACGGCGGGUGUCUCUGGCCCAAGUGAUAUUUCUGCGAGUGAAGAGGAUCAUCUGAGCUCAUCGACACCGUCUGCCCACUGCCAGGGCCACACCCACCCAGAGCCACUGCACAUUCGCGCCGCAGCCUUCUCGCCCUCCUCUCCGGUCUCUGGCUCAUCCGCGUACGUCACGCCGACCAACUUGUCCCCUCUCGGUAGCGCCACGAGCGGCGCGAGUAUCGAUCCACAACCGUCGGUGCCGGCAACGAAGAAACCUACGUUCGCACCUGGACCGUCGAAUGGGAGGCCUCUGCAACAGAGCGCUUCUUUAGGCCGGACGGGCGCUGCUGGAGUCCUUUCUUCCUCGGAAGCUGUGGGGGAAGGUGAUUCGGAUGCUCACGAGGCAGGAGGUGCAGGAGAGGGGGCACUGAUGAAGGAGAAAGAGAAAUACGCCCGUCGGAACUCGCUGGGCGACCUCCAGAUCCCAACCCGCAUCAGCCAGGCACAAGUGGGUCUGAGGCGAGAUUUGGACAUGGUCAAGGAGUUUGCGGGGUAUGUUGGAGAGAUCAAGGAGUUCCAACAGACGUACCAUGCCCUCGCGUCUGAGAUACAGGCGAUGCUCGAUGCCCAAGCGCACGACCUCCAGCACCAGCACCAGCACCAAUCUCCUUUGGUUUCAAACCCUCCACCUCCCCCUGCAAAAGACUCCAUACAUACAACUUCUGGCUUCUUCUCCGCCUUUCGUGACAUCCGCAAACCCAAAAAUCGUGGCAGGUCGAAUACAAAUGGCCGCCUGAGCCUCCCUCCUCAACACGAACAACCAAAGGAGAAGGAGAUGGAGGAGCAGCCAUCGAAAUCGAAAGAGCACCUACUCGCAUAUAAGGAGCUGGCCUCCGCAUUCUGGAGCAUAACCUCCAAGUAUCGAAUAACGUGGGAGUGUGCGGAGUUACUCGUCGAGCUGGGUGGAGGUGGCCCGGACGAGAGCCGUAGCAGCCUGAAUACGAGUGCAUCUGCACCAGUGGCGGUUGCUACUUCUGUAGAUUCCAUGGGUAGAGAACGGGCGAGCACCGACACCCUCAGUGCCGGCGAUCAGUCGAAGCCUCUCCCAGCCCUUCCGCACCCCUCUUCCUCCUCUUCCUCUUCCCCUCCUACUCCCGCUCACAGUCGCCAGCACUUGCCCACCCAACCACCACACGCACCACCACCAUCCGCCCUCGUGAGCGCACCCACUAAUUCCACGGGCUGGCAUGACCACGACCUCUCCCAGCGGCAGCGGCAGGUCGUGCUUCUGCGCGAGAUGCUCAGCAACAGUAGCACGAGCACAAGCGUGGCCGCCGAAGAGACCCAGACAGUCACAACGACGGCGAUGGAGGUGGAUAGGGAGUGGAGAUGGGGUGGUGAUGGCCUGGGGAAUAGCACGGUUACACUCCCGUUACCGGAGGAGGAAGAGGAGCGCACGGCGAGGGGAAGGGAGAAGGGAACUGGGAGCUCGAGGUUGGAGUUAGGCAUGAGGGGGAUCAGAGACAUGCUGCGGGCAUUGAAGUUCAAGAGCUCGAGGGCCCAUGCGGAGGACGCAGCGCCGUCGUCGUACUACACUGCACCACAACCGAAACUGCAACCAUCCCCCCGCCGACCGUCACUUGCGUCCAUAUUUCGUCUGGGUACGAAGACGAAGAAUCGAGCGUCCGCGAGUACGGUGACGCUUGUUGAGGACCUGCCUGUGCCUAUAUCGUCUGUGCCCUCGAGUGCCAGCCCGUCCUCGUCGAUGCCACCUUGUUGCGACCACCCGACGGGCGCAGAGGACAGCAGUAGUAAUAGCACGGGCGAGGAGGAGGACUGGGACCACAUGGACUCGGCAUUUGACUUCGACUCUUCAGAUGCCUUUGCGACGGUGAGAGGACGCCGGCGGACGGGCACGACCACUGGUUGGGAGGGGGGACAUCGUAGUCCGGAUCAGCAGCCCAACGCCUUCAACCACAUCAACACCUCCACACCGGCGCGCACGCACACCAACGCAAAUGCUGCCACCAAAACAGGCACCGUGCGCUCAAUGCCUCCUUACCCGACUCCCUCGGACUCUACGUCGUUACAACCUGACCCGAUCCAAAAACUUGCGAUGACGCCCGAGAACAUCAGGCCGCUGCUCGAGAAUGCGCGGGAGGUGCGGGCAAAGAUCGUAGAGUGUUUGGCGGAGUUGCGGGGGUUGGUUCCUCCGGAUGGGCAUGAUGGGAGUUGA
Molecule: messenger RNA, 2448 nt
Organism: Cyclocybe aegerita
Lineage: Eukaryota; Fungi; Basidiomycota; Agaricomycetes; Agaricales; Hemipholiotaceae
Source: the annotation of a GenBank genome assembly